This is a messenger RNA of Magallana angulata, 3265 nucleotides long. Its product is annotated as VPS9 domain-containing protein 1-like. The transcript is spliced from 14 exons. Gene Ontology annotation, biological process: vesicle-mediated transport. NCBI's taxonomy places the organism in Eukaryota, Metazoa, Mollusca, Bivalvia, Ostreida, Ostreidae. The coding region runs from base 100 to 2223 and encodes 707 amino acids. Gene Ontology annotation, molecular function: small GTPase binding; guanyl-nucleotide exchange factor activity. Gene Ontology annotation, cellular component: endocytic vesicle; cytosol. The record is from RefSeq and is a predicted model, not a curated record.
UUUCCGUAACUAAUCGACGUAAAGCGGAAGUAGCAGACAGCUGAAUGUUGAAACGCUUCGACUUGUUCAGAAAAUGAAGUAGUUUGAGAUUGAAGCAUCAUGAACAUGGACACGACUUUGGCUUCUGUAAUGAAAAACAUUGCAGACGCUCUUCAACUUGACUCCAACAACAAGUUAGAGGAUGCCUAUGUGAAAUAUACAGAAUGUGUUUUCCAAAUCAUGUCAACUCUGAUAAAAGAUGUCAAGUCUAAAGAUGGCAAGGUGCUCAUUACCAAAGAAGUUAUGAAGUAUGUCCAACUGGGGAGUCAGUGUAUGGAGAGGAUUCUUAUUGUUGUCAACACAAUCUCCAAAUCAACUGUCAUGCCUGAUCAGAAACCAGCACCUUGGACAGCUACUACCCCCAUUUACAGACCCCCAACCUCUCCUGCAUCUGACCUGGACACUAACAAACCAGGAUGCCGGUUCUCUGCCCCUGUACCCCCCAUUCAAGACUCCCCAGACAGGACAAUGUACCAGAGGACAAAGUCACUAGGGCCACUAGAUUUAGCGUACAAAAGAAACCAACUCCUCAUGGCUGCUUAUAAAGCCAGGCAGGCCAAACUCAACGCAAGGAAUGCCUUUGACUUGAGCUUGACAUUGCAAAGAAAGAUGGCAGAGAAUUUGGCAAUUGCAAAGCUACAAGAAGAAGCUCUUUCAAAGAAGAUGAAAGAGAGACAACAAAGACUUGACGAUUUGGCAAAUCAAAAAUUUGGAUCUUCCAACAAAGAAACCAAAGAAAUAUACAAACAAGUUCUGAAUUAUGAACAAGAUGCAGAGUGGUUACAAAAUAUGCGCAAGGAAUUGGAAGAAAAUCCAAGUGAUCCAUCUGUCAUCAGUAAAGUAAUGCAAGCUGUUCUCUGCUGCAAAGACCAUCCGCUCACUGAAAAGUUGAAGGCUUACCAGUAUAAAAUUUAUGAGAGAAUAUAUCCUUUGGUAUCAGACAAAUUGGAGGAGUCGAAAAAAGUCACUGUUCCUUUGGAUAAGAGUCUUUGGCCUUCAAAACCAAAGGUCAAGGACAAAUUGGCAGAGGAAAAGUGGGAUGAGAAUUCUGAUGAUCAUCCAGAGGAAGAUAAGGGAAUCAUGGAAGCAGGGGAAGUAACACUAAGAGAAGACAAAAGUGAGAUAUCGUUAAGUGAAUUAAGUAGUGAAAAGGUUAAAUCAUUGGAAGAAAUCAGUGCAGAUGUAAAAGAAAACUUAGAAAAAGCCAUGGACAUGGGUGAUAAAUUACAGCACAAACUGGAAGAAAACAAUGAGAGGACUCUAAAGAUGGCUCAGAGAGUUUCACUCGAUGUAGAGUCAUACCAUGCGGAAAACAUGGAUGAUUUGUUUGAUGACGAGGAUGAAGAAAAGGAAGAUGAUGAGGAUGAUGAAAAAAGUAUUGGAAAUCAGGAUGUCACAGUGCCAAAAGAGAGAGCUGGUUCUGGUGAAGAACUAGAAUUAUCUGGAAGAGCACUUAGAAGUGAUUCAUCUCAGUCCUUGGAAGAUCCUGAGCAAAUCAAUAGAUUGAAGAUGGAGGCCUACAAGAGGCACUUGAAGGGAAUAUCAGAAGAUGUUCAUUGCUACUUGGACAAGCUUCAGGAGAUGUUUAUCUGUGCCUAUGAACAGUUGGGGUCCCCAGAGGGGAGAGAUUGUUGCUACUCACAGCUGGAAGAACCUUUCUUCAAACCAAUCUGGCAGUAUUUGUUAGCGUUGUACAGGUUUGGUAAUAAAUCUUUAGAGAUUCAGCUUGCACAUGUUAUGACGGUUCAUAUGAACGGCUCGCCAGCAGAUCUAGGAGUGAAAGCGAAACUAAGGUUGCAGUCACAUGACCAGAACGUGAAUGACAUUCCAUACAAACCAGCCAUAGAAGAACUUAGAUCCAUCUCAUCACAAGUGACUCUUCUGGGAAAACUUGAGAGUUUAGUGAAGUCUUCUCGCCUGAUCUGUAGAUGUGUGGAAGAACACUACAAUACAAUCGGCGGAAAUGUCCCAGCCAUUGGAGCGGACGAUUUACUUCCUAUCUUGAGCUACGUCAUAGUAAGGACAGGUCUCCCACAGAUUGUGUCCGAGUGCAGCAUACUGGAGGAGUUCAUUCACGAGGGGUACAUUAUGGGAGAAGAAGGGUACUGCUUGACUUCAGUUCAAACAGCUUUGAAGUAUUUAGAAACUCUCAGUAACAACCUGCUUGCAUCAGAUGAAGAAUAAGUCAAUUGCUGAAUUUCUAUCACCUACAUUACAUUGGUACAAGAUAUUUUCUGGAUUGUUGACUGGUAUUUACAGUGGAGCUGUCGAUAACGUAAUCAUGUGGUUUCAUUAAUAUUUGUUGAAUAACAAUUUUUGUUGGUUCUGUUGUUCAGUUGAUCCACAGAAUUAAAUCUUCAUUAAAAUGCAAUUUCUUAUAAUAAAUUAUACACAAAAUGUAGCCUUGAAAGUGUAAUUUUCAUCAAAUCCACGAAAAAAUUGAUGCUCAAAGAAGUUAAUGAAACAGUUUUCUUUGUACUGUAAAAGUGGUUAUUUGCGCGUUGGGAAAAUACUAGCUACACAGUAAGCUUAAAACUGUAUGAAACAACCGCAUGUGUAUGGUACAAAAACUUACAAACUUUUGAGUGGUAAAUAACGCAAACAUGUAUUUAAUAUACCCACAAAAUAUUGUUUGAUUAAAGAAAAAAAUACUUAUAACCAACAGUGUAAAAUUACUAAUGUAUUUUAUCAUAAUCUUUAAUACUUCUACGCAUUUAAUAAGAGUACUUGUAUUUUAUUGGGAGCGGAGUGGGCCAAAACCCUUACCUAGCAAAGAUGAUUUAUUUAGGUUGGGAAAAGUUAUGCUUAUUAAGAAUCAUUCUAAAAGUUUGCCGUCUCUCAAUAUUCUGGUUAAAUGUUUUGUUUUAGAAUUUAUAAAAUUAUUGCAUUUGACUUCAGUGCUGUAGAGUACAUUUUGGGGUUUUCAUUUCAUUAUAAAACAGCAUGUCUUGUGUGCCAUACAUUUUAAAAUGAAUAAUACUAACUAAAGUUGCUUGAGAGACCAAUCUAUAUUAUGUUAUUGAUGUGAUAUCCUUAUGUUGUAUGCAUCAUUAUAUGAUGCCAAGGAAGUGAUUGUGAUAGCUAGUGUCUUUGGAUGACAAAGUUGAUAUGUGUUUUUGUGAUAUAUCUUUUUUUACAAACUGUUAAUUUACAUGUAUGUCAUUACAAUGUUAAAAUAUAAAAUAUGUUUUCAUUAUCUUAUUAAAUAUAAUACUUUUUAAAAAAA